AUGGAAAUUCCAACUGAAGAAAUAAAGUUCCUCAAAAAGGAAGAUGUACAAAACAUCGAUUUAAACGGAAUGAGUAAAAAAGAAAGAUAUGAAAUAUGGAGAAGAAUUCCCAAAGUUGAAUUACAUUGCCAUUUAGAUUUAACAUUUUCUGCUGAAUUUUUUUUAAAAUGGGCUCGAAAAUAUAAUCUACAACCUAACAUGUCAGAUGACGAAAUACUUGAUCAUUAUUUAUUUACAAAAGAAGGAAAAUCAUUAGCAGAAUUUAUUAGAAAAGCAAUAAGUGUUUCUGAUUUAUAUAGAGAUUAUGAUUUUAUUGAAGAUUUGGCCAAAUGGGCAGUUAUUGAAAAAUAUAAAGAAGGUGUUGUUUUAAUGGAAUUUCGAUAUUCACCAACUUUUGUUUCUUCAUCUUAUGGAUUAGAUGUAGAAUUGAUUCAUAAAGCAUUUAUAAAAGGAAUAAAAAAUGCUACAGAAUUAUUAAACAAUAAAAUACAUGUUGCAUUAAUAUGUAUUAGUGAUACUGGACAUGCUGCUGCUAGUAUUAAACAUUCUGGAGAUUUUGCAAUUAAACAUAAACAUGAUUUCGUUGGUUUUGAUCAUGGUGGACGUGAAAUAGAUUUAAAAGAUCAUAAAGAUGUAUAUCAUUCAGUUAGGGAUCAUGGUUUACAUCUAACUGUACAUGCAGGUGAAGAUGCAACUUUACCAAAUCUAAAUACUUUAUAUACUGCUAUCAAUAUUUUAAAUGUUGAACGUAUUGGUCAUGGUAUAAGAGUUUCAGAAUCAGAUGAACUAAUUGAAUUAGUUAAAAAAAAAGAUAUCUUAUUAGAAGUAUGCCCAAUAUCUAAUCUUUUAUUAAAUAAUGUUAAAUCUAUGGAUACACAUCCAAUUAGAAAAUUAUAUGAUGCUGGUGUUAAAGUAUCUGUUAAUUCCGAUGAUCCUGGAAUGUUUUUAUCAAACAUAAAUGAUAAUUACGAAAAAUUAUAUAUCCAUCUAAAUUUUACAUUAGAAGAAUUUAUGAUUAUGAAUAACUGGGCUUUUGAAAAAUCUUUCGUUAGUGACGAUGUUAAAAGCGAGCUUAAAGCGUUGUACUUUUAA
Molecule: messenger RNA, 1092 nt
Organism: Plasmodium yoelii
Lineage: Eukaryota; Apicomplexa; Aconoidasida; Haemosporida; Plasmodiidae
Product: adenosine deaminase
Exons: 1
Coding region: 1-1092 (363 amino acids)
Biological process (GO): inosine biosynthetic process; hypoxanthine salvage; purine ribonucleoside monophosphate biosynthetic process
Cellular component (GO): cytosol; external side of plasma membrane
Molecular function (GO): adenosine deaminase activity
Source: RefSeq, a predicted model, not a curated record